GUUCAGACGGCUUUUAUAGUAAGCGGCAAAGGUUUGAAGCUUCGUAGGCAUCUCCCAACUGCCCCCACCUCCUACCUGGGUAUAUAUUCCUCCUCCUCCUCCUCCUCGCCCAUCUCUCUCGCUCUAUCUAGGCUCGACCCAUUUCUCGGUCAUCUUCUUCACAUAGGCAAAAUCCCAGUUCUCCAGAUAAGAUGGAGGUGUAUCGGGCCGUGCCCAUCUCCCCCUCCUCCUUCAACCCUCACUACUCGACCGCAGAGUCGGAGCCUUUCGACAAGCUGGCGCAGGAUUUCGAGGAUAAGCUCGGCGUCUCGGGCGCCGGGCCUGAUGGGUCUGAAGAUCCCGCGACCGCGUCCGCUGAGGAAAAGCCGCAGCUCGAGGAGGAGGAAGAAGACGACGGAGGAGAUGGGGAUUCGGACUUCGAGUUCGCUUGCCUCAACCCGGACGGUUCCCCGGUCUCGGCCGACGACGUCUUCGACAACGGCCGGAUCCGCCCUUUCUUCCCUCUCUUCAACCGCGACCUCGUGUUCGCCGCCGCCGCCGCCGCCGCCGAGCCGGAGCCUUCGUCGUCGCUCCUCCUGCCGCCCGUGAAGAAGGUGUUCGCGGAAGCGGGGGCGGACGAGCCGCGGGGGACGUACUGCGAUUGGAGGGCGAGGAUCGUGGAGGAGACGCCGCCCUCGCCGGGGAGCUGCCGGAAGAGCAACUCGACCGGAUCCUCGAAGAUGUGGCGGUUCCGGGACCUGUUGCCGAGGAGCAACAGCGACGGGAGGGACGCCGUCGUGAUGCUGAAACCUCACGCCGACGCGAAACCAAGCGACGGCGGCGUGGAGAAGGGUAGGAGGUCGACGGACAAGGCCGCGGAGAGGAAAGAGGGGGCGAAGGCGGAGGAGGCGAAGAAAGGGAAGGGGAAGGGCAAGGCGACGGCGGCGGCGCCGUCGGCGCACGAGAGGCACUACGUGAAGAGCAGGGCCGUGAAGGAGUCGGAGAAGCGCAAGUCCUACUUGCCGUACAAGCGAGACCUGCUGGGGCUCGGGUUCUUCACCAGCGUCAAUGGGUUGAGCAAGAAUCUGCACCCAUUUUGAGCCAACCGCUGCGGAUUACUGACUAGCAUUUAGGGGUCAUCGAAAUCAAUUGAUUCAUUGAUUCAAUUCGUGCAAAGAUUUGUUCAGUCGACGUUGUUUCCCCGGGAUGUUAUCGAGUCCUGGGAGAUGAAUCAUAAGUCCUGACUCGACAUGGAGAUUUUCAAGACGUAGACGUAGGAGAUAGGUGGCGAAUUCGCUUCGAUUCCCGGUUAGGUGAAUGCGGGAUGUUCAGAUCGUAGCACUAGCAGUUUCUAUUUUGGUUAUUGCUUUCUUCAAUAUCCAAAUGAUGAUGUACAGCCAAUUUGAAUAAACUUUCCUUCAUCAAGACAGUGACAUGUUUGAUUU
This is a messenger RNA of Eucalyptus grandis, 1424 nucleotides long. RefSeq lists its product as uncharacterized. Bases 192 to 1079 code for a protein of 295 amino acids. The transcript has a single exon. The record is from RefSeq and is a predicted model, not a curated record. NCBI's taxonomy places the organism in Eukaryota, Viridiplantae, Streptophyta, Magnoliopsida, Myrtales, Myrtaceae.